GUUGUUUACCUGCUAACUGUCUAGAGACUUUUUAGACUAAAAUUUGUUAAGCUACAUCAAGACACUUUAGGUCAAGUGACGCGGAAUCGUCCUUGCGCUAAAUCAAACGUGCUAAUUGUAUGUCAGGAGAUACGAUCAACAUGCCUCAAUCGGAACAUUUAGUUCCCUACACUGAAGUCCUUAUGGAGAUAUUUCUAUUCCUGUGUAAAUUAAUUUGGUGCUGUAUUUGUGAACUGACCAGGCGGAUCUCACAGAUGAUCAGUCCAGUAUAUAAAGAUCUCUCAUCCGAUGUUGUCUUAAUCACCGGAGCAGAUAGUGGUAUCGGGAGGUUAAUGUGUUCAGAAUUUGCCAAGUAUUGUUCAACUAUCAUAGCUGUAGGAUUAAACGAGUCAUCCUUGAAAGAAACAUCAGACAUUGUCCAUCAAGAGACUGGUAUUCACAUUAAAACUUAUGUAUGCGAUUUCAGACAUAAAAAGCAGAUUGAUGCAUUGACCGAAAAUGUGUUGAAAGAAUUUGGCAAAGUAACUGUACUUGUCAAUAAUGCUGGUGUAGUCAAUGGAAAUACGGUGAUUGAAUCCACACCAGAUGCUAUUGAAGAUUGUUUCAAAGUGAAUGUUUUGUCACAUUUUUAUCUGAUUAAAGCAUUUCUGCCAACAAUGCUUAACAAAUGUCAUGUGACGAAUUCAACUGGUGGUCAUUCUGAUUUGCCUGUUAAUAAAUAUCGUCAUCCAAGAGGUCAUAUUGUUUGUAUCUCAUCAAUAGCUGGUUAUAUCCCCUUAGCUGGUGGUGCAGAUUAUUGUGCAUCGAAAGCAGCCUCCAAUCUACUCUCAGAAUCAGUUGAAUUGGAAUUGGCGAAUUUAGGCAUUGUUGAUGAAAUCUGUAUCACACGUAUACUACCCUUCCUAAUCAAUACAAAUAUGUUUAAGGGAGUUACACCGAAGCAUCCUUGGCUAUUCCCCACUGUUGAUGCCAGUCAUUGUGCACGUCGUAUUGUCGAAUCUGUUCGUUUGAAUGAACGUGUUGUUUAUAUAACAGCGCGAUAUCGUAUACUACCUGUGUUAAAGCUACUUCUUCCAACUAAAGUGAUUCAUUGUUUAUACGAAUUUAGUAAUACUGGAGAAUAUAUCAACCAGUUGAAAGCUCAUAGAAAGAAGACUGAUGAGCCCAACUCCCAGUGAAACUAUUAAAUAACACGUACAGUGCAACGCUGACUGAUUAAUUAAAUAAUUCAUUCAUUUAUUCAUUAAAUUGAUAACAGGCGUCAUAUCAUCUAAUUAAUUAAUCUUUUUCAAAAAAAGUGCCUUAUCUUCAGGUUUAAAAAUAGCCGCGAAAAAUGAAUGAACGCUAUAGAUUAUUUAAACAAAACUACACUUUUUGUGUUUCAUGAAUUUGAAUUAUACAUUUUUUUUAUUCAAAUAACAUUGUGCUGUGAAUAAUAGUAACACUAAUUAUUAUUUUUUUUCACUAAUUGCACAUAUUUGUACAUUGAGUAGUUAUUACUAUUCUUAAUUAUUGAAACGAAAGAUUUUGAACUAUGUUCAAUGUUCAUUAACAGAAAAUCACAUCAUUUAAUUUACUGACAUAAAUACUCCUAUGCUAACUUCCUUUGCUUCUUUGUUGUUGUCGUUGUUUUACUAUAUUGAUAUAUAUUGUGCAAAAAUUUCAAUUAUACUGACCAUUAUAUACCAAU
Messenger RNA from Trichobilharzia szidati, 1690 nucleotides. The record is from the annotation of a GenBank genome assembly. NCBI's taxonomy places the organism in Eukaryota, Metazoa, Platyhelminthes, Trematoda, Strigeidida, Schistosomatidae.